CUACAUGUAUAUAAUAACGAGACUGGGAUAUUCGGUUUGACUUGCUCGACGUCGAUCGGGAAGAAGAAUCGCUGUUCUGUUUUCUGAAUUAUUUUUUUUUACACGGUCAUGCAUGAUUAGGAUAGGAUGCCUCCGAAAGGUAAACCUGUACCUAAAGCUGCUGCGAAACCAGGAGCAAAAGCCACUACAUCUAAAGCUGGGACUGGGGCAAGAAAACCUGCUACGACUGGGAAAGCUGCACCAGGUGGAAGCAAGAAAGCUGGCCCUGCAGCAAAAGGUAGCAAAGAUGCCGGCAAAUCUACCCAGAAGGCUCCGGCCAAGCCCAAACCUCCGAGCAAGGAACACCUGGCAUCCAUUCAGAUACAGAAAUGGGUGCGUCGUUUCCUGGCCCAGUGUAAGCUGAGUAAGAUGAAGAAGGAGAAGAAAGAUUAUGAGGAAAUGCUGGAGAAGCUUGAAAAAGAGGCUUUCCUUGCAAUUGUGAAGAAAGAGCAGGAAAAGGCAGAGGAAGAGCACAGGAAGGAGAUGGAGAGAAGGAGAAGGAAGAAGCAAGAGAAAACUUGGGAGAAGACGAUGUUAGAAUCUGCUUUCGAUGGUAACAUGGACGACCUCCUAACAGUGUUGAAAGAGGUUGAUGCCCGUGACAAUACGGAUGGUGUCUCAACCGACGAGAUUGGACGGGCGACCCGUGCACGUCACCAGCUCGCCAUGGUCAACUGUGAAGAUGCUAACGGCAACACACCGCUAUCCGAAGCCGCCAGUGGUGGCGCUACAGAGGUCAUUCAAAUGCUGAUCGACAGAGGAGCUGAUAUCAAUCAGAAAGGCCAAUUUGAAAGGACACCACUCUAUAGAGCUGCCUUCGCUGGCCACUUAGAAGCUGUACAGACAUUGCUUCAGAACGGAGCCGAUCCUCGCAUCUACGCCAACGAUGGCGCCAAACCCGAACAGGUCGCUUCUCAGGAGCCUGUUAAGAAUCUCUUGGAAUCAUGGGAUGUGUCCAUGACGGAGUCGUUGCUUAGCAACAUCGAGAAGCUGAAGGAGAAGAGGAGAGAGGAAGAGAUGAAGAGACAGAAUGCCGAGAUGGCGAAGUUUGAGAAUCAGCUUGCAGAAGCGCAGAAGGUCAAUGAUGCGAUGCAGAAGCAGCUGAGUAGAGCAUAUUGUGAACUUGAGAAGAGGAUAGUAGAGCAUGAUAAGUGUAUGCAGACUGGAUUCAAGACUGAUAUCACUUUACAAUGUGUUCAUGAUGCCGAGCAUGAUCUUGAGAUGGCUAAGCUAUCAGCUGACGAAGCAAGGAAUAAAGUUAAUAAUAUCAAACUACAGAUUAGAGAGCAAAAGAAGGCUGCCAGUGGGGAAGAUGAGGUAGGUGUAAAGGUGAACUUCAAGGAGCUGAAUGAUGUGUUAUUAAGAGACGUGGGAGGAAAGAUCAAAUCCGAUGGUCGCUGGCCGAUGCUCCUUGACAACUCAGGGAGAGCAUCAACGUUUCUCCGUUAUCAGGACACUAACUUCAUCAACGCCCUCAACCCAAAUCAUAUGCAGCCAGAGGUUAUAAGGUGUGCUGUGUUAGGAGCCAUAAGGUAUGGCAAACCGUUUGUGCUUGAUUUCCUGGAGGUGGACAUGUUUGAGACGUGUGUUUCAAGGUUUGAUGAAGUUCAGCCAGGACUGCUAGAAGACAUCCUUAAUAAGAGUAUACUAGAGAAUGAAAAAUAUCUAUACCUUGUGAGAGACAGCGAUGGUGAGGAAUACAACAAGAACAAAUUCAUGCAGAACAGGGUCCAGAACUUCAAGAUGCUCCUAGUCUCGAAGAAUGAACUGGAUGACGCGAUAAUGGAGAGGUUCUAUGUACUCAGGGUAGUACUAGGUUGAUCGAAUUCAUGCAAGUCGCGUCCUUAUUGUGAUGUCAUUCCUACAUUUAAAUCCUGAGAGAUUGUUCAACAAUAGUGUACUCAAUACUCACUUUUUUUCUCUUCUCUUUGAAGAGAUUUUUCAACCUCUGUUAUAAACAGUUACUGAUUAAUCCUUAUUCUUCCCUGCUCCUGAGAUUCAUCAUUCAGUUCAGUAUUUCUGUCAAUUUUCCAUUCUCUCUUGUGACGCAUGCUAUCAAGAGAAAAUAAAGUUGGCAUCAGCAAGGAAAAUUAGGCCCCUCGUGAAAAUGGACAGUUGCGAGGUUUAAUGGUGAAGAUAGUCAUAGAUCAAUUGACCCUUUUCAUCUUUUGUUGCCCCUAAAGCUCAUAUUAAGUAAUGGCAGCAACAUAUUAUUUGAUCUAAAAGUAAUUGGAUAUAAUGUCAAACUAUGUGCCAGAACUCUCAGCCUGAUAUUCACUCUAGAAUGGUUCCUGAAAGUUUGCGAUUUCCAACCAUUGCUUUCGACAUAAUCCGCUAGCAAAAUUGAUGUCUGCCCUACUGAAGUGCGAAAGUCAACAAUGCAGUAUGUUUCAAUAUUUCAAUUGAAAAUUUUUAUUCAAAAUUUAAAUGUGUUAACUGUUGAUUGUGUGUCUUUCAAUAAUUCCUUGUAAUUUUGUGUGUGCUGGUUCGUAUAUAAACUGUAUUAAAUCUCAGAUCUUAUAUUUAUACCGCUUUUGUUAUCUAUUCCAUAGACCUCAGUUCAUUCCAUAUACUUUAUGUGUAAAUGAUUGCAUGAGCCUAUCAGAGACAACAAUCCUUGGUGGAAGUGCUUCCAUUACUGUGUAUUUUUUCUUGGAUUUAAGCAUUUAACUUGAUAAGGAAAGAUCACUGGUUGAUCUCUGACAUAGCACUGGCAUCCUCUGGCAAGGCUACUGUGAUAGGAUGAGACCCAGGGGAUACUUACUAUAAAAAUUAAUGUAUGUUAUGUAAUAUGUGCCGCGGUCUAGACCCUCAUUUUCAGCCUAAAUUUCCAUUCCAGAGCAUCACCACUUUAGAAAGUCAGUAGCCACGGCCAUUGUGACCAUUAUUAUACUAGAAAUAUUCCCCAGGGAAUGGCAAAUGAAAUGAAUGAACUGAUUAAUGCCUCUGUAUGAAUGUCUGCAAUGAGCCUCAUCAAUCAAGCUGCUACUUUUUGUUGCCAGUUAUCAUAACAGGGGGUGUGCCAUAAAGCUGUUCGUAAGUUACGAGCAACUUUAUGGACAACUGGAAUGAAAAUUUGGUGUAGACCCUGUAUCAUUCACUACAAGAAAGGAUCACCAGUCAAAUAAAUAAUUAGUUCUUCAUGUUUCUCUAACAACACCACAGGGGUAACACAGCUACUUAUUAUUUAUCUGUAAUUGAAUCCUUUGAUUAGGAUCACCAAACGUUCGUUAAAGUCGCUCGUGUCUUACAAACAGUUUUAUUUACACACAUUUUUACGCACAACUGGAACAUGUACUUAAGUGCUAAAUCGUGUACACAGGAAUCACUGGAGGACCCGGGGGGGGGGGGCACAGCCGGCCCGUGCCCCCUCUUUUGAGGACGUACCCUUUUUUUUGGUCAAACUUUCUCGUGAACGAAAUAUCCUUAAUUCUCUGUUGAAAACCUUUUUCUUUUUUCUUAGGAAAAACUGCCCCCCCCCCUUUUGGAAAAUCCUGGAUCCGCCCCUGACAGGGAUAUAUCACUUAGCACAAGAAAGGGAUUCCAGUCUUGCAUUAAGUCAUUUGUAAUUGAUAAAGAGCUUAAUGAAACACUCUAUUCUUGUGAGUAAAAAAAAAUGACACCUCACAAAUCUUCAGCUUAAGGGAAAAAUCUUCAUGAACACAUACAUAUUACAUGGCCUGUAAGAGUAUCUUCUCCAAAAUAAUUUGUUACCAUAUUUAUGUGGUAUGUGUUGACGCUUGGAUAAUCAGGAGGUAUUUUUUUAUUGUGAUGUAAAGUUUGAUAAGGCAUGGCUGCAAUGAAUGAAUUCAGAUGCCAAUGAUGUCUUAAUCCUACACGAGUCAGUAAGCCGGUUUGCAAACCUCUAUUCAAUAAAAUUAACUCGAGAAUUGAUACUCAGUAAAAAGUGUUUAUUAAACAAUUCUAAUGUUAAUUAUUGAAAAGUGUUUUGCAAUGGAUUUUAAAACAACCCAGGCUUAUGAGUUAUGACAUUGACAUCUGGAUUCAUUAAUUGGAGUUGUGCCUUACUUUGACGCAAGACAAAAUUUACACCACUGCAAAGAAUACCUAUAUACUAAUUAUCCAAGUGUGAAGACAUACCACAUAAAUAUGGUAUCAAAUUAUUUGGGAGAAAAUCUUCUUUCGGCUAUACAAUGAUUAUGUGCUCGUGUCAUUUUUUGUCUCACCUGCAUAGCAGAGUGAGACUAUAGGCGCCGCUUUUCCGACGGCGACGGCGGCGGCGUCAACACCAAAUCUUAACCUGAGGUUAAGUUUUUGAAAUGACAGCAUAACUUAGAAAGUAUAUGGACCUAGUUCAUGAAACUUGGCCAUAAGGUUAAUCAAGUAUUACUGAACAUCCUGCCUGAGUUUCAUGUCACAUGACCAAGGUCAAAGGUCAUUUAGGGUCAAUGAACUUAGACCGUGUUGGGGGAAUCAACAUCAAAAUCUUAACCUAAGGUUAAGUUUUUGAAAUGUCAUCAUAACUUAGAAAAUAUAUGGACCUAGUUCAUGAAACUUAUACAUAAGGUUAAUCAAGUAUCACUGAACAUCCUGCAUGAGUUUCACGUCACAUGAUCAAGGUCAAAGGUCAUUUAGGGUCAAUGAACUUUGGCCAAAUUGGGGGUAUCUGUUGAAUUACCAUCAUAACUUUGAAAGUUUAUGGAUCUGAUUCAUGAAACUUGGACAUAAUAGUAAUCAAGUAUUACUGAACAUCCUGUGCAAGUUUCAGGUCACAUGAUCAAGGUCAAAGGUCAUUUAGGGUCAAUGAACUUUGGCCAAAUUGGGGUAUUUGUCGAAUUACAGCCAUAAAUUUGAAAGUGUGUUGGUCUAGUUCAUAAAACUUGGACAUAAGAGUAAUCAGGUAUCACUGAACAUCCUGUGCGAGUUUCAGGUCACAUGAUCAAGGUCAAAGGUCAUGUAAGGUCAAAGAACUUUGGCCACGUUGCUGGUACAUGUAUUUGUUGAAUUGCCAUCAUAUCUCUUUAAGUGUAUUGGUCUAGUUCAUAAAACGUGGAAAUAAGAGUAA
Molecule: messenger RNA, 5065 nt
Organism: Lytechinus pictus (painted urchin)
Lineage: Eukaryota; Metazoa; Echinodermata; Echinoidea; Temnopleuroida; Toxopneustidae
Product: IQ motif and ankyrin repeat domain-containing protein 1-like
Exons: 10
Coding region: 127-1860 (577 amino acids)
Biological process (GO): regulation of barbed-end actin filament capping
Cellular component (GO): nucleus; cytoplasm
Molecular function (GO): protein binding
Source: RefSeq, a predicted model, not a curated record